This is a messenger RNA of Paramecium octaurelia, 1511 nucleotides long. NCBI's taxonomy places the organism in Eukaryota, Ciliophora, Oligohymenophorea, Peniculida, Parameciidae. The record is from the annotation of a GenBank genome assembly.
AUGCAAUAAAAUAAUUCACCGCCCUCUACUGCUUCAUUUGUGCUCGAGAAACUCAAACACUACAGAAAAUCUCACAUGUCCUUUGCACUUCGCAAUCUUCUCAGCACAAACUCCAACAAAUCAAAGACAACUACGAAACCGUUUAUGAAGUUAUUUUCAUCCUCCAAUUGCAAUUCUCCACUCCCCAGAGAUAUAUCCCUGUUCGAACAUACCCAAGAUCAAACUACUAAACAACUAGACCUCAGUAAUAUGCAUGAAUUCGAGUACAAAAUGACUCCGCAAUCCCAACUCAACUCAUUUAGCAGAGUAUUAAAAAACUCCUCAAAAUAGGACCUAAAGCUUGUUCCCUUCAUAAGUGCCAAAAGAUACAAUAAACUGGACAAGCGAUACUAUAUUAUACUUUACUUUGAAGAGAAUUCCUCCCAGUUUCAAGAAUUAAUAAGAAGAAAAGAUGCCGAGAGAAUGAUACAUUUAUUUUAGAAACCUAUGUUCAUAGCACAAGAACAAAAUGUAUAACAAUAUUGUAUUAAUCUAGUUAAUAGAGUUGUUUUCCUAUAUGAUCUAUUUAUUAGCUUAGUUCUUUUUUGAUUGCUAAGAAUACUCAAAGGCUACAUAUUUCUUAAAGGAUUGCUUCACUUUAUCGAAUCUAUCUCGUAACCCUAAAUUGAAGGUUAAUUCUUUACUAUCUAUGGCCAUAUGUGCUAAAUAGUAAACUAUUUUAUAUUAAUAGGUUUAAGUUAUUUGACUAAUAGAUUAUUUUGAUUCAAAAAGCUUUGAUGUAUUCAUGGGCCUAUUACUAUCAUGACGAAGAAAUACAGUGUUAUGAUGCUAUGGGAUUGGCAUAUUUCUAUUAAGGCAACAUAGAAAGAGCGGAGUUCUAUCAUUAAAAAUGGUCGAGUGGGUUUUUGGAGGAACCAUCAUCUUAUUACAGAGUAACAGCCUUGGAGUUUAUCUCGAUGUUUGAAAGAACCUUGCCUACAAAGGCUGUAGACUUUAUGUCAUCAAUACAAGGGUCGAUUAGUGUUCCUUUUGUGAAUAUUGCUACUGGCAGAAAUUAUGAUGAUCGGAGAUUCAUCAAGUAUAACAAUUGCAAUCCCCUGGAGAUCAUCUACUCCAUUACUAAAACAAAGGAAUUUAUGGAAUUCAAUCUGAUUCAUCACGAGUAGACUUUGGUGUUGAAUCAACAAACAAAAAAGCAACCAAAACUACCGAAAAGAAUCUUGGAGAUUACCGAGAAAUACCAUAAGAACAAGGAUUUGUACUCCUUUAAUCAUAAGAUAAUGGAGAAUCCUAAAUAUAAAUUGUCUCUUUAAUAGCAAGUAGAUUUCAGAAUGACUCAAUCAUUUUCUAUCUAGGAAGUCAAUUCGAACGUUAAGAAGUUUAUAUCAUCACAGAGAGAACCCUUCAUGAAGGCUUAGCAGAUAUAUAUCAGAGCAAACAACAAAUAAAAGGAAUUCAUCCCAGCUGUUAUCAUGAGAUAUCAGAAAAUGCUCACCUAAAUACUAAAAUGA